AUGGCUUCGCAGACUGCGCCCCGCGCGCCAGCCCUCAAGAUCCCGGAGACGGAGCAGUCCCCUAUAUCGGAGCACCUAGGGCCCGUGGACUCACCGGCGACGCCGUCCUCGCAGAAUGCCCUGGCACGCUUCGAGUUUGAGACGGGCAAGGGCAAUGAGGGUACCAAGAUCCUUAUGGUGGAGUGGAAUCCAGCGGCAGAGAGCAAUGGCAGUAGUACCUCGACAGCAGAAAAUGAACAACAAAAUUCGGACCAAGGAUGGGAGGUAUCAUGGGAAGGCAAGAAAACAACCUUCUCCCUCAGUGAGAAAGACAACCAAAACGCGACGCAGCGCGUCUACUUCCUUAUACCGGCCGACGUGCCGAUACCCGCCUCCAUCAGCAUCUCGCAGCCUCCUCCCUCAGGCCGCUCGCUAAGCACGAAACCAAUGCCGGCCAUCUUUGCGCCUGCGCUCGGGCUCGACACCAAGACGGAUACCGGCAAGCGGGGCGUGCUGCACACCAUCUGGGCGAAGAAGCGGCUGUCGCAGCUGCAGGAGGAGAUCCGCCGCGAGAUGGAAGUGAACAGCGAGGGCAUUGGGCUGGAGAUGGUGGUGCAGGAGCGGCAGUGGAUCAUUGAUCACUUUGGCCUCGUUGAUCCAGACGAUGCUGCUGCCUCGGGGCCGAGGCCGCCGCCGCUGGUUGAUGUGCCGCCCACGCCGCAGAGUCCUAGGUCGCCUGUGGGAGGAAGGCUGGGGGAGAAGCUGAGGGGCCUCAAGUUGGCAACAAGUCCGACGGACUUGGCGCCCAUGAUUUCCCACAACCAUCACCACCUAUACUCUUUAUCCCCGGACGCGAGCGACAUCGCAGUCCCCUCGUGCUCUGCCUUCUCGCAGGCUACAAUCGCUUCGAAGAUCAACGCCAAUGCCGCCGGGCCGGGCGUCGCGUCGCUGAACGCCAUUGUCGACAGUAAACCGGGCGUGGGAGCGGGGAUUCCGGGAAACACCGGGGGCGGAAACAAGGAGAAUGAUGACGAGGAUUUCUUUGCGCUGCCUAUGAGUCCGAGGAGUCCUGAGAUGAAGAAAAGUCCUUUUAGCUUCUUAUAG
Messenger RNA from Pseudomassariella vexata, 1083 nucleotides. RefSeq lists its product as uncharacterized. The transcript has 2 exons. The coding region runs from base 1 to 1083 and encodes 360 amino acids. NCBI's taxonomy places the organism in Eukaryota, Fungi, Ascomycota, Sordariomycetes, Amphisphaeriales, Pseudomassariaceae. The record is from RefSeq and is a predicted model, not a curated record.